AUGACCACGGCGAUCCAGAAGGCCAUCAAGAAGUGCAGCCCAGAAAUUCUGGCCUUGCCUCAUUCGAACUCGUCACUUGACCCAGCCCCUGAGCAGCUCGCUCCCCAACCUCAUUCUACCUGUCUGGUCCUUGCGACGGGUUUCGCUGUUUGUCAUCUGCCUGUACCAGUACACUGCUAUCUAGCCCAUUUCCCUUUUGCUGAGCCUGUGACCUCUGCCGUGGAUGCUCCACCCGUUAUCAAGCUUUUGCUUCUGGAGCUCAGCCCUCACCUCCCUUUAUUGUCUGUCAUCGUGGUCUCUCUGCCACCUCCUGUUGUCAAGGAGUCUACCCCAUGGGUGACCUUCACCUCACCUGGUGAAGAGCUUGCCAUCGAGGGCCACGAGUCCUUGUGUGCUAGCUUCCUCAGUCACUUACAGUUGUCAGAGAUGACACCUCUAUGUGCACUCGAGUUGGUGCACAAGAUUCACCGCCUGCUCAUACAUCUUAAAGAGACUUUCAAAUUGUGCAACUCUGAUUCGGACAUUGAUUCUUGCAUGGCCAGCUACAUCCAGGCACUUGGACCAGUUCUUGAUUCCUUUGCUACUGUCGACUGGUUGCCUCAGGGCAUCCUGUUUCUUAGCCCUUUGCACGUGCAGGAGCUACUCCUGGAGUGCUCGCAGGUUCAAUGUCAUAGGCUCGUGUCUGGCAUGGACACCAUGAGUCGAUCUCAUGACAUCCCUAAAGGCAGAGCACUGCCAGUUACUUGGGAUACCCUCGACUUCCUUUCUUCAGCUUCUGAUACCGUUCCUCCUGAGGCUCCGGCCAGUGUGCAGACUAGCCCUUCAAUCACCCAUGCUGUGAAGGCUGAGCCUGUCCUCCUUCCUGGAUCUGCUGAAGCUAAACCUGAGGUGUUCGUCUUCUUGAUGGGCCUCGCUCCAAAGCCAAAAGCAAGUUUCAUGUUUGCUCACCUACCUCUUCCCCUGUUGCCUUCUUCAUCUGUAACUUCUCAUGACCAAGAGAUUUCAUCUGAAACUGAAGCUGCAUUGGUUCUUGUGAUGCCCAAGGCCCACAGUCCUCCAUAUCACACCACCAAGUCUGCUGCCAUCAAGCGCCUUCAUGUUGAGUCCAGUGAGGGGGAGUCCGAACCAGAUGUCUCUAGUGAUAUGGAAAUGGUGGAGGCCGCACCCGUCGUUACUGCAGUUGCAGUGGCUUCUUCUGCUAAGGACCCUUCGGCAAAUCCUCCAUUCUUCAUUCAGAACCCAGCACACCUGCCGAUGUACCUUCUGGCCUGGCACGCGCCCAUGCAUGCCAUUUUGGCAGUCCAAUUCUUUUCUCAGCUAGGGACCCUGUCACUGAGCAUGCUGCUCGAUAAGCUCCUUCCUUGGAUUCACAAGGCCAUGCGAGAGUUGCAGAAUGCGGACACCGCUUCCUUUUCCCACAAGUCAAUGUGUUCUUCAUUCAAGCCUCAUCUGGUUGCUACUUCCUCGGCCCCUACUGCUGGCCCUUCAAUGGUCCUUGCAGCUGCUGCCACACCACUGCCCCUUCCUGCUGAUGCGGAGUCUCUGGCCACCUUCAUCAAGGCAUUUCAGGAGCAGGAUCAUGAGAAAUGCUGGGCUUGCAAGGAGGUCUGCAAGGCUCACAAGGAGCAGAAGUUGCAUUAG
This is a messenger RNA of Laetiporus sulphureus 93-53, 1641 nucleotides long. RefSeq lists its product as uncharacterized. Lineage: Eukaryota; Fungi; Basidiomycota; Agaricomycetes; Polyporales; Laetiporaceae. The transcript is spliced from 8 exons. The record is from RefSeq and is a predicted model, not a curated record. The coding region runs from base 1 to 1641 and encodes 546 amino acids.